AUGACGCUGGAAGAUGAGCCCCUCAGGUCGGAAGGCGUCCAACAUGCUACUGAGGAAGAGCGGAGGAAAAGUACAAGUAGAUCCAGAGCUGAUGAAGCGGCUGGGCCAAAGCCGAAAGGACGCUCAGUUGCGGAUAUGCCUGAAAGCGAAAGGAAAGUCCAAUGCUGUAAAGAAAAAUAUUGUAUAGGAACCUGGAAUGUAAGAACCAUGAACCUGGGUAAGUUAGAUGUGGUCAAAAAUGAGAUGGCAAGAAUAAAUAUUGACAUCCUGGGCAUCAGUGAACUAAAAUGGACGGGAAUGGGUAAAUUCAGUUUGGAUGACCAUCAUAUCUACUACUGUGGGCAAGAAUCCCACAAAAGAAAUGGAGUGGCCCUCAUAGUCAACAAAAGAGUGGCGAAAGCUGUACUGGGAUGCAAUCUCAAAAAUGAUAGAAUGAUCUCGAUACGAAUCCAAGGCAGACCUUUUAACAUCACAGUAAUCCAAGUUUAUGCACCAACCACUGGUGCUGAAGAAACUGAAAUUGACCAAUUCUAUGAAGACUUACAACACCUUCUAGAAAUGACACCAAAGAAGGAUGUUCUCAUUAUAGGGGAUUGGAAUGCUAAAGUAGGGAGUCAAGAGAUAAAAGGAACAACUGGCAAGUUUGGCCUUGGAGAUCAAAAUGAAGCAGGGCAAAGGCUCAUAGAGUUCUGUCAAGAGAACAAGCUGGUCGUCACAAACACGCUUUUCCAACAACACAAGAGACGACUCUACACAUGGACAUCACCAGAUUCCCGACAUGUCACGCUUUGCUCCACCUCGCUGGAAAACAUCGCGUCCAUCCCCUGA
Molecule: messenger RNA, 828 nt
Organism: Podarcis raffonei (Aeolian wall lizard)
Lineage: Eukaryota; Metazoa; Chordata; Lepidosauria; Squamata; Lacertidae
Product: craniofacial development protein 2-like
Exons: 2
Coding region: 1-828 (275 amino acids)
Molecular function (GO): catalytic activity
Source: RefSeq, a predicted model, not a curated record